AUGCCUACAUCGCCAGCUCCUCAUUUCGGAAAGAAAGGGGUGGCACUCUUUGCUCAGGGAUCAACUUCAACGAACAAGAACAACGAGAAGAAGCUCAAGGGUAGUCGCAUCGAUCAGCAACUUCAUGAACUUGAGCACGAUGACGGAAAUCGCCACUCGAAGGAGCUAACGUUAUGUCUGAAUAAAUACACCAAAACGAUCGAUGAUCUACACGAAAAAAAUCGCCGAUUGGAGCAGGAGCUAGCUUUUGAUGAUUACGCUGCACGUAACAAUCCACACUUUAAUGAGCAGGCAGCUGAGAAGCUGUCGAAUCUUUAUCGGCAGGGCAACAAUGUUUUGGCUCGCUUAGAGCUGGAACGCAAAGAAUUGGUACGUUUGAACGCAUUAAUCAAGUCGCAAGAGACGAUAGCAGCGCAGCAGAAAUCGAAGUUGCACGAGCUGGUUACGUUGGACCGCAACCAAGCCACUAUGCUUGGACGCAUCCGCAAGAUGGAGCACGAUAUUGAUCACCGAGUUGUUAAAUUAAAUGAAAAGCUUAAUCGCAAUCGACAAUUGCGCAAGAUCAUUGAUGAGCAUCGAGCUGAGCGUGCGCGCAUGGACGAAGUUUACACAAAGAUGUCGACUGAGAUGAUGACAAAGACGAACAAGAUUGCACGAGUGAGAGACGAAGUGGCUAAGCUUCGUCAGGAGAUUGAAGUCACUGAACAAGAAAUUGAAAGUGUUCGUCUCGAAGGAGAAGAAUGGGAAGCGAAAUGUGACAGGCGAGCAGCCAUUUUGAUUCAAGAGCUCAAAGGGGUUGUGCUUCGCAAAAAGGAUGCAAAGGAUCUUGGAAAUGGGAAAACUUUUGAACAAUUGGGCGAGAACGAACUUUUGAAACAUGUGUCGAAAGCAACACAAAGCGAGGACCAAUCUCCUGCAAGGCGCAACAAGUGGAAAAGUGGCCAGGCGAAAGUCACAAUGGACGCCAUGUUGGCAAAGCUAAACGAAAACCGCAUGUUUCUGGAAAAAAUGUACGAAGUUUCGGAAGCUGAACAAUUUGAGCGUGUUCAAUAUGUAAAUCAACUAGCUGAAGAAAUUGAAAAUCAUCGCCAAGAAAGUACCAAAAUGCGUGAGGAAAUUGGAAGGCUCAAGCAAUUAAAAGAUUCGGUUGACUUUGAGCAAAUGAAACGCAUUGAGGAGCUUCGCUCCAAGAUUCAGUACACGAACGAGCAGAAAAAGGUGAAAGACGACGCAAACCUCAGAAUGCAGACAUUUUUGGAUGUCCUCAAGCCAGCCUUAUUUCAAUUUCACAGUCGUAUUGAAUGUGCUAGCGCUCAUAAUGGAGACAUAACACAGGUGCUUAGUGACAUCGAAGAGCAACUUGUCAACGUUCUGCAAGCUUAUCAUGCAAAGGUCGAAAGCAGUAAAAAAGACGGUUUCUUACAACCCCCUGCCAGCACAUCGCCAGCUGUACGCAGAUUGUCCGUGGCCGUGGGCUCACGAACCCGCCGUAGAACGACGGUGUUAAAGCGAACGGCAGAGAAGUUAGGUGGGGGGCGUUUGAAAUCAGUUGCAAUGAUUUCGUACCCUGGCAGUGAAAGCGCAUCUAAAGCGAUUGGCUCAACAUCCUUGCAUGAAUUUGUCGAGACUGGCACAAAAGUAUCCACUACAGCGUCCGUAAACGCAAUGAUUUCGAAAGAACAGCCAUAUCGCUACGCUAAUCUGCGGCCACCUCAUCUGUCGGUUGAAGAAUUGCACAAAAAAGACGACGUGGAAGAGGACUACCCCCUUACAUACCGCGAGCUCAAGGCCAAGCUUGGACGCAUUCUCGCCGGAAGUGGUGUCACUGCCAGCAGACUUAUAACACUCUGCUAG
This is a messenger RNA of Plasmopara halstedii, 1854 nucleotides long. RefSeq lists its product as uncharacterized. The transcript is spliced from 7 exons. Bases 1 to 1854 code for a protein of 617 amino acids. The record is from RefSeq and is a predicted model, not a curated record. Lineage: Eukaryota; Oomycota; Peronosporomycetes; Peronosporales; Peronosporaceae.